AUUGCGACUUGUGUGCGGCGUAUGGCGAUAUUCGAGCACGCAGUUGUUUGAUCGUCAACGAUGUUGCAUAGUGGAUCGUGAUAUAGUUGGAAAACACGUUAACAGAUCGACGGAAGAUAAUACGGGAGCAACGUAUUGCAGGACUAGGUUGCUUGCAGUACUGAAUCAAAAUGGAAUCAAUGGAUGCGCGUCUUGUGGCGCAAGCAUUGAACUACCAUGGCCAACAGUUGCAGAAAGUUUGGGAGGGAGAACGUAACGAGAAUGAGCUGGCCAUGCUCAAUCUCAAGGAACCAAAUUUUGAGAUUUAUCAACAGCGACAAAAGACUCUUAGUUUUGGCGAUAGAGGGAAAAGGCUAAAGCUACAACAAUUCGUUGCAAAGAAAGCAGAUGCUCUCUAUGAUAAGUCAAAUUUGGAGAGAACAGUUGAUCCCAUCAAGCAAGAAUUAGGAGAUGAAGAAUUUUAUGCAACAAUGCCAGGCCUUGACACAUUUGUUACCAUGGAAAAAUCUCAACGCAUUCGUAAUUUUUUGGAGAGUUUGGUCAUUGGAGAUGUUAUUUACUCACAAGUGAUGGGUAAAAGUGCUGCUGGGCUUCUUCUGAAGGUGCUUUGCAACUGCAGCGACUGCCCCAGAGUUGUCACCGAUUUAGGAGUUAAGGCUCUGAUAUUGAACACGGCCACAGUGCCGGCGGUGGACAAGAAAGGUGUUACAAGAGGCUACAUGGCAAAUGAUCUCAUCUGCGUCGUAGUCAGUGAAGUUAACGUUGAAGCCGAGCGAGUUGUUGCAGUUAUGAACGUACCUGCCCGUGAAGGGCAAGCCCCACACCCACCUAUGGGACUUAUCCAUUCGGAUGACCUUCCGGAAGCUUAUAAGAAAGCGAUGGAGAACAAAGGACAGGCGUACGAAGUGAUGUUGGAGAAUAGUACUGGCUUCAACAACCCAAACAACAUUAAAUAUCUUUCCGACUUGAUGGGUCUUGGUCAAGAAAACCACUCUAACAUGGUUGGUUUGAGAGAGAGAUUCCCACCUAAUGAAUAUGCGUCUGAAUUAAGGCAGGCGCAGGCUAGUAAGUGGGCGUUUCGAAGCGUAGCUGAAGGUAUAGAUCAUUUCAAGGCCGGUCGUCAUACGGAAGCCUUCCAGUGUCUCAACAAAGCACUAACAGUAGAUCCGCGAAAUGUUGAGGGAUUAGUGGCCCGUGGAGCAUUGUAUGCCAACAGCGGCAGUUUCAAGAAAGCGAUCGAAGAUUUCGAGACUGCAUUGAAGCUGAAUCAAACUCACGCAAAUGCCCGCAAAUACAUGGCUGAAACUCUCGUUGCUCUGGGUCGAAGUUUCGAAGACGAGAAGAAGUACGAGGAUGCACAAAAAGCGUACGAGAACUGCUUGGCAAUAGCUCCGUAUCACGAAGAAGCUAGGAACUCCAUCGAAUACAUCAAGUCCAAGACCUUAACGUCCUCUUUGAAUCCUUUAGACACGUUUAAGAGUUUCGAGACCGAAAACGAUGUCGGUGAAAAUAAAAAGGAGAAGAAAAAGCGUAAGAAGGAGAGGAAGUCGCGGUCCAAGAAGAGACAAAGAUGGAGUUCGAGUUCCAGUUCAUCGUCGAGUGGAUCCUCGAGUUCUUCAAGCUCGGAAUCCAGCAGUUCUUCUUCAUCCGGAAGCUCGCGAUCGGCGUCUCGGUCGCCCAGUCGCAAACGGAAACACAAGAAAGAUCAUCGUGGCUCGUUGUCGCCUCUCAGCAAGCGCAUGGCUCAAUACAACAAUCCACCAGCUGCCACGACAGCUGCGCAUGACGUCAUAGCACCAGUGGCCUAUAGCUCGAACGCCCGCGACAAGAUGGAUGACUACGAGAUAAAGGUGCGGAAAUUUUUAGAACAGACCAAGGACGACUCCGACUAUGAAGAUAAGGUAAGAAAGUUCUUGGAGGAAACGGCCAGAUGGAAGAGGGAAAGAGAGAAGGAAAAGAAACAUUCAGAGAGUGAGAAAAUGAAGAAAAAGAAGAAGAAGGAUAAGAAAGGAAAAGACAAAGAGAAGGAAGACAAGAAAAGUCGCAAGAAGAAGAAGAAGGAAGAGCGAAAGAAGCGGAAAAAUAAGGACAAACUUGAACGGGAUUUAGAAGCCCUCAAAAAAUCUUCAUUGCCGGACUUAGAACAGUUGGAGUCGAAACUGAAUGCGUAUUAUGCGAAAGUUGAGAAAGAGACCGCUGUCUUGAAAAGGUAUGUAGCACAGUAUAAUGACAUAGCUUCCCCUCUUAGCAACGCGGAGAAGCUCGCUGAGAGUUCACGAAGGGAGGAGGAGCUGCGCAGGGAGAGGGAACGGGAGAGAGAUGAAGCUUCGAAGGCGUAUCACGAACGGGAAUCUAGAAUACCAAUGACCGCACAACAACGUAAAGAGAUUCAGAGGAAACCGCUGACCGACAUAUUCGAGCAGGAGUCUCAGUUAAUCCAUCCCGAGCCAAAGUUACCAACUCUGGAUACAGCUGCGCUUAAUGCAAAGUGGAAAGCUGCACAGGCCGCCAGGCAAAAAGACAUUAUUCCCCAAAAAUGGCAAGACGUCACCAUGGAAAGUAAAAAGAUGCAACCGAACGUGGACAGCGAAGAAGAUGACGAUAAUGAACUGGAAGAGAAGCUGCAGCGUGCUGCCCUUGAAAAAUCCAUGAACAUUCGAAAACAAAUGCAACGAGAGCUCGCAGAAAAGAGAGCGGCAGCCGCGCAACCAAUGUCUGCACCGACUCCACCGCCGUUACCCAAAGAGCCACCGAUUCCGAAACAGGCGCCGGUUAAAUAUCCUACGCCACAACCACAGAACAAGUUCCAGUCGUACAAAGACCCGUCGUUGUCUGCAGCGCAAGCAGUACCUAGCAAAUUCAGUUCGAGUAACAAUCUCGGUGGUAAAUUCCAGCCGAUUGGGCAAAGUAACAGUGGUGCCGGGCAUCCGCCGGAACCGCCGCGUCCACCUCCACCAACGAAGAGUCAGAAUCAGGCUAAAGGACCCAGAACGGAUUCCGACAGCGAGGCGGAACGGCAGCACAGACAAACGCCCAAGAAACGCGAGUCGUCCGGUAGAGGAGCAGUGACCAAACGAAUGAGCAGGGACCGUCCAGCGAAACGUUCGCGCAGCAGAUCUCGCAGCGCCUCCAGUUCCGGCUCGUCGAGGUCUAGGUCGCCCAGGAGAAGUCGUUCACGAUCUUAUUCGAACAGACGAUCCGGCAGUUACGAGAGAAAGUACAGCCGAUCUCCUUCGGGCACGUACAGUAGAUCACGCUCUAGGUCACGAUCCAGAUCGUACACGAGGAGUCGUAGCCGCAGCAGGUCCGGGGACAGGAGUUACUAUCGCAAGAGGCAAUUCCGACCAUACAACAACCGUGGCACAUACUAUAAGCCUCGUUUCCAGGGCUUCAAUAACCCCAACCACCGCGGCGGUGGUAACAACUUCCAGAAUCGCAAUCGGUUUUAUAAUAAUCAGCACAACAAUCGGUUCGGCAACAGACGCGGCGGUGGCUUCAACAAUCGUGGCGGCGGACGUGGACGCGGUGGUAACCGUGGCGGCAGAUUCUUCCACGGUAAGCAGGGCUUCCGCGACUUCCGAGACAGACGAGACUUCCGCGACCGUCGGGCUGCCUCUCGCGAUCGGUACAGCGAUCGUAGCUAUUCUCCCGAUCCGAUGCGAAAGGUUGACGAAGCGAAAGAGAAGAUCAACAAAAUGCUUGAGGGUGGCGACGACGUGAUGGAGCACCAGCAAAGUGGGGGAGGAUCGAACGUACCUCCUAGCAAGAGGCAAGACGGACCUUUAAGCGAGGGCGAAGAAAGGGAUGACGAUGACUACGAGAGGUGGGGAGAGGGCGAGGGGGGCGACACAGCUAACAAGAAUGAGGAGGUUGGACCUGUUGGCGAUAACCUGGACGGCAAGGAGUACUUCAUUGCGCGCAUGAAGCAGCGAAGCAAGAAUGUUUUAAUGCAGAGAGCCCUUGCCGCUAAGAUUUGGUAGAAAGCCCCGUCGCCGCCUGCUGCUUCUUCGAUUCUUCUCCUUCGUCUGUGAUAUAAUUACACACAUUUUCUCGGCGUUAGACAUCGACCGGAUCACGUGAGGCAUAGACUUCUUAAUAUCGCCAUACUGGAACGAUUUUUCUCGGUACAAUUUAAACGGAAAAAGAGAAUACAAAAUAUCGAGAUUGGGGAUAUAUCGUAAUGAAAUGUGAUGUAAACGGUGGUCGUGACGAUCGAGGGAAACACGAUCUUUUAUUUUGCUUUCUUCUUUUAGCUUCGAUUGGGAACAGUAAUUUGAACGGGUAAUUGUAAAUGCACCGAAUCGUUUCGCUCGAUCGUCGUGACCGCGGACGAAUAUCUACGUACGUGGUAUAUAUUCGUGGUAAAAAAAAUGCGUCUAAUUACGAGUUCCUCGUUCGGAUCGACUGUAGAUGUGUUCGUUUCGCGUGACAACGAGCGCUUUCGAACUCCACUGUAACGUUUUCUUGUUUCUUUCUCGUUAGCGAAAAGAUUUUUACACGUAUUUCAACUCUAGUACUUACUCUCGCAUCAGUGUCGGGUUUUUCUUGUUUUUAAUGGAACAGUCGCGUAAGUAUUAGCACGUUCACAGUCUAGUGUCCCGUUUACGGGUUAUAGCGACACGCUGCACUACCGCGUCCGUCGCUGAGAGGGCGGACAGUGAACGUGUUAAGGUAUAAUACAUGAAAAAAGCGAGGCCUCUGCUGUGUGGCCCAUAUUCGAAGGGAAGUAUUUGGUCGCAGUAAUAUUUUACGUGCACGCGAGUGGCUUUUCAUUAUCAUUCAUUAUCAGAAAAUUAGAGAGCAUCCGUCGUUGUUUGAAUGAGAAACCGUUAUGAGUUAUAGCAUCGGUUGAAAUUGUUUUCUUACGAAUCGAUUUAUGAAUUUUUACCGUUACAUACGUCACGUUGUUAAUUCUCCUUGCGCUUCAAAUGAGGAAAACCUAUACCAUAUUCGAAUCGGGAAUCACCGGCGCAAUCGAAAAGCCUCAUUUAGUAAGGAAAUUAGUAUCUCACUCUCAUGCCGAGACGCCCAAUUUUUUCAAUUCCUCCCAUGCUGCUUUGUUUCGGUACAACCGUUUAUCACGGCCCACUCCUUCUUUAUUACGAAUACUUAUUUUAAGGUAUCAUACAAGUAAUUUACCUAGUAAGACACUUAUAUAUGUUGUAUGUAAACGAGUUACUGUACAAUUUAAAGAUCCGCAAAUACAUAACACGAGAACAGAAAA
Molecule: messenger RNA, 5224 nt
Organism: Hylaeus anthracinus
Lineage: Eukaryota; Metazoa; Arthropoda; Insecta; Hymenoptera; Colletidae
Product: serine/arginine repetitive matrix protein 2
Exons: 14
Coding region: 171-3980 (1269 amino acids)
Molecular function (GO): protein binding
Source: RefSeq, a predicted model, not a curated record